This is a messenger RNA of Cottoperca gobio, 2086 nucleotides long. It is a transcript of the gene twf1a, whose product is annotated as twinfilin actin-binding protein 1a. Gene Ontology annotation, biological process: positive regulation of neuron projection development; regulation of lamellipodium assembly; barbed-end actin filament capping. Lineage: Eukaryota; Metazoa; Chordata; Actinopteri; Perciformes; Bovichtidae. The record is from RefSeq and is a predicted model, not a curated record. The transcript is spliced from 9 exons. Gene Ontology annotation, molecular function: actin monomer binding; actin filament binding. Bases 1 to 1053 code for a protein of 350 amino acids. Gene Ontology annotation, cellular component: cytoplasm; myofibril; actin filament.
AUGUCACAUCAAACGGGCAUUCAAGCGGGUAACGAUGUGAAGGACGUCUUCGCCAAAGCCAGGAGCGGAGACCAAUAUCGAGUCUUAAAGGUUGUCAUUGACGGUGAGCAACUGACGAUGGGCACCACCGGGAAAGCGUCAAAGAAGUGGGACCAGGAGUAUGACUCCUUAGUUGUGCCGCUCCUCGAGGAGGACGUGCCCUGCUAUGUUCUGUACCGGCUGGACUCCACUAACAACCAGGGCUACGAGUGGAUCUUCGUGGCCUGGUCACCGGACAACUCCACUGUGCGACAUAAAAUGUUAUACGCUGCUACCAGAGCCACACUGAAGAAAGAGUUUGGAGGCGGGCACAUCAAGGAUGAGAUUUUCGGUAACACAAAGGAUGAAAUUAAUCUCAGUGGAUACAGGAAAUAUCUGGCCUCGCAGGCUGCUCCCCUGCCCCUCACUGCUGCAGAAGAGGAACUGAGGCAGAUUAAACUAAACGAGGUGCAGACGGACAUCGGCGUGGACACCAAGCAGCAGACUCUGCAGGGCGUGGCCUUCCCUAUUCACCAAGACGCGAUCGCAGCACUUGAACGCUUUAGGGACAAAAGAAUCAAUUACGUACAACUGGAAGUCGAUGCUGUCAAGGAGCUGAUCCGAUUGUCCAACACUGAGCCAACAGAGUUGAAAGACCUGCCGAUGAGAAUCCCUAAAGAGUCUGCACGUUACCACUUCUUCCUCUACAAACAUUCCCACGAAGGCGACUACUUAGAGUCCACAGUCUUCAUCUAUUCUAUGCCCGGGUACACUUGUAGCAUCCGAGAGAGGAUGUUGUAUUCCAGCUGCAAAAAUCCCCUGGUCGACAUGGUGGAAAACAAUCUCCAGAUUGAGAUUGAGAAAAAGUUGGAGAUUGACAACGGGGAUGAAUUGACCGGUGACUUCCUGUACGAUGAGGUGCAUCCCAAGCAGCACGCACACAAGCAGGCCUUCGCCAAGCCCAAAGGCCCGACUGGGAAGAGAGGCGUCCGCCGCAUCACCCGAUCACCCGCAGAGGGAGAGGAGAGGGAUUAAACAGACCUCAGCGCCCAAACCACCACCCUGAGCACGUUCCACAGCGGAACAUUCCUGCGACGGGGAGAAAUCAUAUUUGACACGCUUGUUUAAAACGAAUAAGACGACAACCUCAAAUUCCCACAAAGUUCCCCAGAGACCCAACUAUGCACGCCAAGGACAACUGAGCAAUGACACACUUCAGAGUUUCCAUUUGUAGCUUGUCAAAUGGAACCAUAUUCAUGUCUGUUAGUAGAGUCACCGUUUAUUUACAAUGACUCCAAGAGGCCCAAAGUUAAACUUGAGGUUUUUACAUUGUUGCCAGCUCUGAGACUGAAAAUGUGACUAAUGUGAACUUGCGCCAAUAUGAUAACCCCCCCCCCCCAUUUUGUGUUCACAUCCUUGAAUUCUUAACAUGCAUUCCUUAAGUCUGUGUCAAUUAAUGUGUUCGUGUUUAACAUGUUGAAUUUGUCUCCCACUGUUUGCACAGUGAAGUGCUCCAAAGCACAAACGUGAUCCCAUCGGUGUCCAUCGAUUCAUUUUAACAGUGCAUUUUAUAUUGGAAAGUUGACUUCUUUUUUGAUAUAACUGUGGUUUACAUGAAAAAAUCAUCUGCUGAGAAACUUAUUUUUCUAUGCAAGUGCUGUAAAUGUACAUAUUGUAGCUGUGUGAUGCUCUAUGAUUAAGAAACAGUCGGGUCUGUGUCGGUGAGGAUCACAGUGGAAAGAACCAGGGCUUCCAGAAAUAUUCCAUCAAUACAUCUCAGAUUUCUUUCAGAGGAAGCCACUCAAACAUGGCUGGUUCCCAAACAAGAGGGCAACCGGAUAAUAAAGGGAACGUUAUAAUUACCUUGAUCAAAAAUGUCGCCACAUCCACUGGUCUACUGAUUAAUAUUAGGCAAACUACUUAGCUCACCUCAUGUCUGAAGGGAAAAUCAUUUCCUGUAUUCAUACUGUGUCAUUCUAAUAGAAAAAAAAAAAAAAUCAUGUUCGGUCUUAUUUGUUUUCUUACCAAUCUUUCAUUUAAAGAAGAAAAAUAAAAUAUUUAAAUCACA